Hydra vulgaris (swiftwater hydra) is the source of this 1898-nucleotide messenger RNA. RefSeq names its product stAR-related lipid transfer protein 3. Gene Ontology annotation, molecular function: lipid binding. Gene Ontology annotation, cellular component: endoplasmic reticulum-endosome membrane contact site; lysosomal membrane; endoplasmic reticulum membrane. Lineage: Eukaryota; Metazoa; Cnidaria; Hydrozoa; Anthoathecata; Hydridae. The record is from RefSeq and is a predicted model, not a curated record.
UGCCAAGAGUAUCGUGUAAAACACUCUCUAAUGAGGAUUGACAUGUUCCCUAUUAUAUUAUAAUAUGAUAGCAUAAAUUAGUCAAUACCUUGAACCGAACUGACUUUAGUCCACCUAGCUUGUGUAAAGCAGUUCACUGUGCUAUAGUGUCCCAUAAAUAUCGCAGCGAUAGUAAUAUCAUAAAACAAUCUUACAAGACAAAGCUUGUCACACGACUUACGUUUUCAAAUCGUCUUACGACGGUGGUGAGACCAUUUUAAAUAUAUGGACUUUUAAAGAAUUUCUAAAGAAGAAGAAAAAUGGUCCGUCUAGAGUCACAUUGUAGUCCGGAGUCACCUCUAUCGACGGGACCUGAACAUGACCAAUUUUCUUGGUGUUGCAUUCAGCUUUUUGUGCUAUUAUAUUUGUAUAACAUUCAAGGAUUGCAAUAUUACUACUCGAUAGAAAGUGUUGCAAUAUUACUACUCGAUACUAUAACAUUUAGACCUCAAACCGAAAGUAAAAAUCAAAACUGGUUGAUGGUGGAUUCAAUAAAAAUGUAGUAAAGGAAGUUGUUAAAUAUCAAUUUAAGUCUUCAUACUUUGAUGUUGUUUUUGAGUUUUGGAAGCUAAAAUAGAAAGAUGUGAUCAAAAAACGACAACACUUACUUUGUGUUAGAAGCAUACAAGCAAUUUAAUGGCAAUUUCCUUUGGACGCUCAGCUUUGUUGUUGUUGGCAUAUGCCUGUAUUUUCAAAAGUCAAAAGUGGUACAUGAUUGCACUUAUGACAGCAUCAUCAACUAUCUUUCUUUUAGUAAAAGUAUUUAAGAUAGAAAAGAUCAAUGAGGGAGCUCCAAUGAGUUAUUUGUUAAUUAUUUAUUCAUUUGUUAUAUGUUGGUGUGAAGCGUGGCAUUUUGAUUACCAAGUAAUACCAAAAGAGACACUAAAAAAAAAAGAAAUAGAAGUAUUACCAAAUGUGAUUGCUGGUUCAUACAGUGGAAAAGAUUACUUAAAAAGUUUUCCUCAAGGUCCACAUUCUGCUGCAUACUUCACCCCUCAUGCUCAGUCAAUAUAUAGAGCACGAACCAUUAGUGAUGGAUCACAAAGCAGUAGUAUCAGUAAUUUAUCACAAGAACUACAAAAUGCACAAGAAAUGGAUCGCAGUUGGAUCUCUAAAGGUAACGAUAAUGUACAUGAAGUACUUAAAAUAUUUUUUAUAAAUGAAGAAUGGCAUCUAGAAAAAAAAGAGACUGACAAUAUUUCUGUUUACGCACGGUACUUUAAAGGAAUUGGUAAAGUCUUUAAAAUGGAGACUCAGUUUGAUGUUUCUAGUAAUAUACUCGAUAAAUUAUUUUGGGAUGACGUUGAAAAUCAUUCAAUAUGGAACUCGUCUGUAAAAGAGUGUCAGGUUUUCCAUCGUGUUAAUAAGAACACCGAUAUUCUUUACACUGUAUCUUCUGAAGCUGCUGGUGGUGUGAUUGCUAAUAGAGAUUUUGUUGUUCUUCGACGUCGAAAAAAGAAAGGUCCAAUAACAUUGCUAUGCAGUGUAAGCAUUGAAACUGAUCUUUUGCCAACUAAAAGUGGUAUAAUAAGAGGUCAUAAUGGUCCAGGUGGUUUUAUUCUUCGAAGUAUUCCCAAUGAACCUGGAAAAACAGAGUUGUUUUGGUUGUUGAAUACAGACAUUAAGGGCUGGCUGCCAUCUCGUUUAGUGGAACAAAGUUUAAGUGGAGUUAUGGUGAACACAGUCCGAGAUAUUCGCAGGUAUUUAAUGAACAUUCCUUCAUCUUAGAGCGAUGUUUCUAUGGUUUCUUUUUAUCUAGCUUUUUUGAUCAAUUUUUAUAUUUAAAACGAAAAAUACAGUAAAAAUAAAAUUGUUUUUUAAAGCAGACAAAUGAUAAGACUCAAUUUUUUUUUACCAAA